This is a messenger RNA of Pseudogymnoascus destructans, 777 nucleotides long. RefSeq lists its product as uncharacterized. Lineage: Eukaryota; Fungi; Ascomycota; Leotiomycetes; Thelebolales; Thelebolaceae. Bases 211 to 516 code for a protein of 101 amino acids. The record is from RefSeq and is a predicted model, not a curated record. The transcript has 2 exons.
AUCCUGCCGUUCUCCCGCCCUCUUAUUGUCUCUGCCAAGACCCUUCAAUAUCUACCAAGACCUUUCAACAUCUGCAUCUCCGCGAUCCAUCACCUUAAUCGUCGCUUUCUCGAUCCCACGCAUUGACACUCGUCGUCAUCAACAUCUACAAACCUUUCUUCGAAUAUCCAACUUGACCAAUACAGCUUCAAACUUCCUCUUCCCGCAAACAUGUCCAACCAAAACUAUUAUGGCGGUGGUGCCCCUAAUCACCAACAGCCAUACGGCCAACCUCAAUACCCCCAACAAUCCUAUGGCCCGCCACAGGGCGGCGGCUACUACCAACAGCCACCUCCAAUGCAAGGCCCACCCCAACAACAAUACCAGCAGGGUCCCCCCCCCAAUAAAAGCAGCGGUGGCGGCGCAGGAAAGGGUUGCUUGGCGGGUCUGUUCGCCGCGCUCUGCUGUUGCUGCGUGUGUGAGGAGGGAUGCGAGGCGUGCGCUGACUGCGCCGAGUGCGCCGAGGGAUGCUGCUAAAUAAUACACUAUGAUCGAGUGGGCGAGCGAUGAUGGAGCUGCGGAUCUGGUUAUGUGAGGGCUGGCUGGGAAGUGGUGGGCCGCCUUGGGUUGUAUAUGUAUUUGACGCGGGGGAACUUGUAAAAGGAGGGGGGAGGCUGUGGAGUUUCAGUUAUUGCGCGCGAUUCGUUGGUUCGGACGGCGAAUUGGUCUGAGCAUAAACCUUCAUUUAUCAUUUCUUUAUGUCGAGACGUCUAAUUGAAUUGCAUGGCGAUUUUAAAU